AAUGAACAUGUUGAGCGACGAUGUGCCUGUACUGGUCCUUAAGAAGAUCGUAUCCGCGUGGUUUGUUGUGUCGUUCUUUGUGAUUGUUCACAUGUGCCAGUCUCAAUGGUGAAGUAGACACGCCACACUCGAGCGUAAUGUGGCGACUCGUCGGUAUACGUGUAUGCUGACGCGAACGGGCAAGAUGUCCACCCAACCACAAUGAAAGCGUUUCUGAUCGGUCCAAGGGUCGUUACCGUCGCACUGCUUCUGAAUCGCGCUGCGGCUGUAAACUUCAACGCAAAUGCCGGUUCCGUUGCGUCAUCGUCCUUGGUCCAGGCUCUUGUCGCCAAGGUGGAGGAGCUGGAAGACCGACUGGAAUUUUUGUCGGAAAACACCUUCCGCAUUCCUGAGACGCAGGAGUAUAUUGAUGAAACGGUCAGGAGCGAAGGAGCUCUCCUGGAGAAACACCUGCAGCGGAAAUAUAUAAAAGAGUGGCACCCCACUACGAAGCGAAAUCAUCGCACCCGCCUGCUGCACGUGGUAAUUAGCACGUGGCGAACGUGGGCGAAUCUCGUUUGACAGUGGCAUGUGUGAUUGGUCAGGGGCACGGCACAACAACGACAUGCAUGUGGCUGACACAGAUUGAUAUGCGUUGUUUGAAGAGUACAAAGGUAGUAGCUCUGGUGAAACGUACUUGCGGAGGUUGCGAUGCUUUUCGAUGAUGCCGUAGAUGAGCUUCGUCCAGUACAAGCGACAGGACUGCACAAACAAACUUCAUGCGAUCGAGCUGCCUUUUCCCUGUAUGAGAAAAGACGCCUUGGAUUCGCUGGUCAAGGAGUCAGGUACUUUUCCAUUACUUCGUGCUCCGGCCUUCAAUACGCAUUCCGCACAGCUGUUUGGGAUGUAUAUGCGCAAAAGGUUUUCCAUGUGAGUUUCUUCGCAGUCGCUCUCCCUGCUGCGCAUUCAUGCUAUACGAACUUCAGGUCUUUCCAGUGACGAGAUCAUUUCGUCGCACUUCAACAGUGCCGACAAAUCGACCGACUGUGAAUUCGGGAAACCCAGCAAGCAAGCAGUUUUGUCGAAAGCCGAAGUGGGCACGGUCUCGCUGCAGCUGAAUGUCGCGGCCGAGAUGUGUUCCAAGAAUCAUGUAUAUGCAUUGUACGACAGCGUGAGCGUGUUGGACGUGGAUUGGGAUGAUUUUCAUUGAGACGAUAAGGGAAUAUCCAGGUGCGACCGAUAAAUUUACAAAGUUUACAUAUUCCAAAGAAACUCACAGGACUGUGGAGGUUUCGUGCAGUUCAACACGGAUACAGACGAGACGUUUCCGAAGGCCUACAGCGUUUGGAACGAGGAGUUCCAGGAAUAUGCGAAUAUCAAGGGCGGUGGAGCUUUUGCGGGCGAUAUCGUGUUUGUGGAGUCCGGUCCGCGCUGCACCCACGUGAUGUUCAAGAACGACGAACCCGACAUCCAAGUGGCGCCGGCAGAUUGCGAGGGAUACGAAGCUGGCUGUCACUCUGCCUGUGUGCGUGCGAGUAUUUGCGUCGAAGACGACAGUGAGAAUACCUACAUCAAGAAACGAAUCAUCAUGUCGGAGUUUGGAUCGGAGACGGAGAAAGCGAUGCAGGGGGACGAGAUGUUUGAAGGCGCAAACAAAACUGCGAAAGCGAAUAAGACUCUGGGCGAGCUGGUAAACAAAACUCUGGAGCUGAAGCCAACCGCAAAAAAAAGUGCGAUGAGCAUGAACGCCACCGAAGGAGAAACAGAGGUUAAGACGAACGCUACAAAGGAGGCUACCGCAACUGCAGAUGCGGCCGUAGCGAACGCAAGUGAAGCAGCAGGAGCCCAGAACGCGACGGACGAACCGUUAGCGGAAAACACGACUGACGGUGCAGCUGAAACGAACACGACGGAGGCUGCAGAAGGAGCGAACGCUACGGAGCCGAACGCGACGGAAGGCGCAGAAGAACUGAACGCGACGACAGCUGCAGAAGGUGCAGAAGGAACGAACGCGACAGAAGCUGCCGAAGGAGCGAACGCAACGGAAGCUACAGAAGGAGCGAACGCUACGGAAGCUGCAGCAGAAGGAGCGAACGAAACGGCAACUGCAGAAGGAGCAAACGCAACAGAAGCUGCAGCAGAGGGAGCGAACGUGACGGAAACUGCAGCAGGAGCGGCGAACGCGACGGAAGCCGCAGUAGGUGCUAAUGCAUCAGAAACCAUAUUAGGAGCAGCAAACAGUACAGCAAACGCGACAGAGGGAGCACUAGGGGCGACAUCAAAUGAAAGAGAAGGUACAGGGGUUAUCUCGACGGAAAAUACGGCAGCAACUACCACGGGAGCAAAAGCUGAAGCAAGCGCAACAGGUAGUGCGGAACUAAAGGAUAACAAGAACAAUAAUAUCACGAAAACCUCUGCGAAUCAGCCACCAGUGGGCAAGUCGAGCGCUGAUGGCAAGUUCCGGGAGCCAUUUGACGUUCGACCAGAAAGCAAGAGCGCUGGAUUGCUGUUCUAUUGGUAGAGCAGCAGGUUUGCGGGCGAAUGGAACGAUCGCGAAAUGGCCGAGAUUACGAAAUAUAAAUACCGAAGGUACAGCCGAAUUGCGUACGAUACUUUGUCGAGAAAUUUGAAUCUAACCAUUAUCCUUUUUUCGUGUGUGAGUAACCAACUAGUAACCAUCAGAUUUUUUGUAAGAACGAAUUGCAUGCAGUUUCGCCUUUCAAAAGGGCGGCAGAAACUGUGGCGUUGCUUUUUCUUGAAUGAAUUUCUCCAAGAGAAGUAGACUGCAUGAAGGAAAUCAAUCAAUGUACUGCGACAUCGCCAACUCUUGUAUGUAAAGCCAGUGGUAGCUUAUUUCUACCGCAUGAUAAUGCACCUGUAUACCAUGCUGCAUAGAAACAGAAAAAGACAAGCACGAUAUUUUGAUAAAACACAUACCUGCACAGGAGCAUUCGCUCAUGCCAGAAGGACUUUGAAAGUUUCACUUUUGCGACCUCGGUUCGCGGACUUGCUGCACCCAAUUUCGGCUUCGUCCACUCAAUUGACUUAUUUUCGCUUCAGCCAGAGGCACACUUUUCGGCUUGCACCCAG
Amoebophrya sp. A120 is the source of this 3069-nucleotide messenger RNA. The record is from the annotation of a GenBank genome assembly. Lineage: Eukaryota; Dinophyceae; Syndiniales; Amoebophryaceae.